Molecule: messenger RNA, 965 nt
Organism: Heterobilharzia americana
Lineage: Eukaryota; Metazoa; Platyhelminthes; Trematoda; Strigeidida; Schistosomatidae
Source: the annotation of a GenBank genome assembly
UAGAAUUUCAAGGCCAAGAGGCACACUGUUCACACAAAAGUCAAGAUGGAGGGUAUUAGCGACGAUGAGCUCCGUUUGGCUCUAUCCAGGUACAUGGAUGCUGUUCCUCCAGUGACAGAAUCAACUCGGGCAACCCUGGUCGCUAAAUUGAAGAAAUGCAUGUCCAAUGGUUUUGAAGCUACACAAGAAGACACUCAGGAGAGUGAUAUAAAUAAUUCGGUAGAAACACCAGAAAUCAGGCCCACUGAAAAUGGUCGUCAGUCUCCGAAAUAUGAAACCGCAUUCCUGGAAACAUCCUUGUCUACAAAAGAAGUUUCUUCAAGUUUUAUGAAUGGCUUGCCAGUUCAGGAACAAUCAUCUCCGGUUAUGGAAUAUGUUUCUCGUCUUCCAAGCUAUCGCCGUAGAUCAGUACACCCCGAUAGACCAGGAAUAGAUAAUCCAUACUCUGAUUUGGGUUGGCUGCCACCAAUAUUGUCACCGCCAACAAAAAGUCGCGUUCAAUUUCCCCACAAACAAUCAGACCUCCAAAGUACCAAAGCAUAUAAUAAUUCAAAUAUUAUGAAGUCUGUUUUGUAUGUCAGUAUUGGUUUAAUAUCAGUCGUCUUCGAGUUUUGUUAUUCCUCCGCGUCCAAGUUGACAAAUGCCUUGUACAUUCGUAAACCAUCAAUCCGGUUAUGCCUUUGCCUUAUUUUCAUUGGCCUACUUCUAAUUGGACUAACUAAAAUCUUAUACGGUGAUCCAUUUUAUCAAAAUCCUGUUGAAGACCUACACAAUUUUAUUCAAUAUUCUUUUACUAAAUAGGUAUUCAAAUAUAUCAAAUUGUUGUGGAUUUAUAAAUUGGCUCAAUGUCUUAGCGUAUUUUCUAUAUAGUUUUUCUUUCUAUAAAAUAUUCUGUGCUAUGCAUUAUACAGUCCUGUUUUUUAAAUAAAAACUCAGGGUAAUAAAAUUUGGAUUGUUUGACAGAA